Molecule: messenger RNA, 615 nt
Organism: Notechis scutatus (mainland tiger snake)
Lineage: Eukaryota; Metazoa; Chordata; Lepidosauria; Squamata; Elapidae
Source: RefSeq, a predicted model, not a curated record
AUGUUAUUCCUAACACUGGGCAACAGUUUGGACAAAUGCAAGAACAAUGAGAACCUUCAACAGAUCCUUACCAAUGCCACAAUCAUGGUGGUCAGUGUCACCGCAUCUACUACUCAAGGGCAACAGUUGACCGAGGAGGAACUAGAACGCAUCGAGGAGGCCUGUGACAUGUCCCUAGAGCUGAAUCAAUCAAAGCACUGCAUGAUCUAUGAGUAUGUGGAGUCCCGUAUGUCCUUCAUUGCCCCAAACUUGUCCAUCAUUGUUGGGGCUUCUACUGCUGCCAAGGUAAUGAGCAUUGCCGGUGGCCUCACCAACCUUUCCAAGAUGCCAACUUGCAACAUCAUGCUCCUGGGAGCCCAGAGUAAAUCUCUCUCAGGCUUUUCCAGCACUUCUGUAUUGCCUCACACUGGUUACAUCUACCACAGUGACAUUGUACAGCCAUUGCCUCCAGAUCUGCAGAGGAAAGCAGCACGUUUGGUGGCAGCAAAAUGCACCCUAGCAGCUCAAGUGGACAGCUUCCAUGAGAGUCCUGAAGGGAAGGCACACACCCACUACUUCCGUGAAUGGGUGUGUCCUGGCACUGGGCAGUGGACCAAGAGUUGGGGACAGUGGUAG